Molecule: messenger RNA, 933 nt
Organism: Quercus robur (English oak)
Lineage: Eukaryota; Viridiplantae; Streptophyta; Magnoliopsida; Fagales; Fagaceae
Product: protein FAR-RED IMPAIRED RESPONSE 1-like
Exons: 2
Coding region: 1-933 (310 amino acids)
Biological process (GO): regulation of DNA-templated transcription
Source: RefSeq, a predicted model, not a curated record
AUGUCAACAACGCAGCGAAGUGAAAGCAUGAAUGCUUUCUUUGAUAAAUACAUUAAUAAGAAAACUACUUUAAAACAAUUUGUUGAACAAUAUGAGAAUGCUUUGGCAGCAAAGGUGCAUAAUGAAACUGUUGAAGAUUUUAAUUCUUUCAAUUCACGGAUUUCUUAUUUCCAAAAUGAGAUAGUUGGAAGUAUUUGUUGCAAUUUGUCUUCAUGCAGAGAACAUGACAAUUUUUCAGAGUAUGAAGUACGUGAAGAUAUAUCACGUGGAGAAGAUCAGCAGAGCGUAAUUUUUCAUGUGUAUUUUAAUGAGGAUAACAGUGAAGUUAAAUGCAAAUGCAAGCUAUUUGAGUUCAAGGGGAUAGUAUACAGGCAUCAAAUAUUAGGGUUUAUUCAUAGGAAGAUUUAUCGAAUACCAGACAAGUACAUCUUAGACAGAUGGAAUAAAAAUGUCAAAAGGAGGCACACUAAAGUUCGAAUAAGUUAUGACAAUUGGUCUUUGAAACCUGAAGCAUGUCGCUAUGAAAAGAUGUGUAAUGCCUUUUACGAGGUUGCUAAUUUGGCAGCGGAUUCUGAAAAUGUAUAUAAGAAUGUGAUGACACAAAUAUGUGAAAUGAAAGGGGAGCUCAAGGAAGGGGGGAAUGCUUGUGGUAGCAAUAAGCCUAUUUCUAUAGAUAUUCAGAAUGAUUCCACCUCAUGUGACAAUGGUCAUGUAACAUCAAAAGAAGCUAGAAAAAUUCUUGAUCCAGUGGUUGUUUCUCAAAAGGGGCGACCAUCUUUUAAAAGGAAGAUGUCAAAGGUUGAACAAGCUGUGAAGAAAAAAAAGGAAAAGGAAAAGAAAAUGAAAAUGAAGACUAUAACUAACGAAAGGAAUGUAGUUAACCAAGUUGAGACUUCAAUUCUUGAGGAAACUUGUGAGAAGGUUAGGCUAUAA